Molecule: messenger RNA, 2915 nt
Organism: Symbiodinium sp. CCMP2456
Lineage: Eukaryota; Dinophyceae; Suessiales; Symbiodiniaceae
Source: the annotation of a GenBank genome assembly
GGGCAAAGAGCGAGGGUUCAAAGUUGGAAGGGAUCAUUGGGGUUGCAACGGAUGAUCUUCUACAUGGUGGCAACGAAAGGCACUGGAAGAACAUUGAGGUGAUUGCCAAGGAGUAUAAGCUUGGAAAGAAUCAACAAGGAAGCGGUAGAUUCACAGGGAAGGACAUCUCCUAUCAGAGCGACGGAUCAAUUCUGGUGAACCAAAAGUUUUAUGUGGAAGACAAGGUGCAGAUCAUUCCGCUGGAUCGGAAACGCAAGCAACAAAGGUACUCCAAGUGUACCCCUGCCGAGAUUGAGGCCCUGCGUAGCUCCCUGGGUGUUUUAUCGUGGCUGGCUAAAGAGUCCAGAUGCGACAUUGCGGGCAGGGUCGCUCUCCUUCAACAAGCCCUCCCCGAGCCUCAGGUGAAGGACGUCAUCGAGGCGAACCGGAUCAGCGAGGAGGCCCGCAAGUACAGUGACUUAGGCAUCCGAGUGAUGCCGAUCCCCGUCGAGAGUCUCAGGGUGUCUGUCGUGACGGACGCCGCAUGGGGCAAUGCGAAAGAACAACCAUGGGUUGAGGACCACCCAGAGGAUUACUGGGAAGAGCGAGCGGACCGCUGGACCCGGUAUCAUGUGCAUCUUCGACGGACUACCUUCCAUCCUGGAGCUGCUCCAGGAGGACCGGACCUACAUGACCUCGUGGAAGGGCGCAUGAUCGUCAAGUUUGACAAGGCGGCGGACGAGACCAUGCGCAAGGAGGUCUUGGAGGACAAGUGGUCCGAUGCCCAAGGCAUCCGAGUGUUGCAAGACAGCCCUUGGACCGGGCACAGUGUCUUCUGGAAGUCAAAGGGGGACAAGUUGCCGGCUACCAAGGGCGGCCAGAUCGUUAUCUACCACGACAAGAAGCUUUCAGAGACAGAAGCCCCAGCGCUGACAACGGUGGCAUCCUGGAAGAGCUACCGUCUGAAGCGCAAGACGGUGGACACCUUGGCAGCAGAAGGUCAAGCCUUGCAAGGAGGCUUGGGAGCGGUCCAUUGGCAUCGCCUCCUUUUCAUGGAGGCCCUCUUCGGCAAUCUGUCGGUGACUGACUGGAGAGCAGUAGCGGGUAGGCUUCCUGUUCUUGCAGCCGUUGAUUCCAAAUCUUUGUAUGAUGCAGUGACUAAAUGUGCUUGUACAGCGUCGUACGUGAGCGACAAACGAACAGCCAUUGAUUUGGCUGUCAUAAAAUCGGAUCUGACUGAGACCAGCGGUACGAUCCGCUGGAUAGACACUAGAUCGAUGUUGUCAGAUCCGCUGACGAAGCAGCACCCCGGAGCAUAUCUGAGAUAUGUUCUUCGUAAUGGUUUUUGGUCUGUGAUGGAAGAGGGACACGCCUUGCAAGCUAAGGCACUGGAGCGAGAGGCCGACCGCCCGGCCGGAGAUGCCCCGAGUCUUACAGAUGCGGCUGAGUAUCGACAGUUUCUGCAUUUCCUGAACCGUCGAGGACAAGGACGGCAACAGGCAGCUGCCGAUGACGACGGCGAUGAGGACGACCGCGAGAACCGCAGCAACGCGGGUCCUCCUCCCACAUGGGACGCGACAACGCCUUUCCGGGACUACCUGAUCAGGGCUCGGUUAUGGUUGGCGACGACAAAGACGAAGCCUCAGAGCAGAGGACCGAUGCUACUACGUAGCCUCAGUGGCGUGCCGUUUGAUGACAUGAAGUACCUGGCUAAGAGUGAUAGCUGGAUGAAGGCAAAGGACAAUGGCGAGCAAUUGCUCGCGGCGAUGGACACCCGGGAGCUCUAUGGCGAGGACGAGCGCGAGGACAUGCUGAACAGCCUCUUCAAGAUAACCUACGCGGUGAGGAGGCAAAAGAACGAAGGCCACAAGGAGUUUUUCUCCAGAUGGGAAUUGGCCAUCAGGAAGCUAUCCGAGCACAACAUCACUUUGCCCUCCGAGUACCUGGGUUUCCUGCUGACCAUGGCUCUCCAGCUGAAUCAGGAAGAAGUUAAACUUCUUAUGAACUUCACUCAGGGGCGUCUUAGCCAGAAGGACGUGAAGGAGUGGGUCCGGGUUCACGAGACCAAUCUGGAUCUACGGUCGGCGGCAGCGACCUCUACCGCGGCGAGGUCCAAGGCGGACGCCCAGGAGGACCAGAUCGAGGUUUUGCUGAAUGCGAUGCAGGAUCUCGACGGCGAGCCCGAGGGCGGCCAGGACGACGGCGAGGGGAUCUUCGAUGAGGACGAGGCCCGGGAGAUCUUGUCGACCAUGGUCAAGGAGCACGCCAAGAAGAGGACUUUCUUUGCCGUGAACGAGGCGAAGAAGAACAAGAGCCUCGCGAGGGGCUACGGCACUGGAGCACGCCAUUCCUUCGGCAAGGGGGGUGGUAAAUCCGGAUACAAGGGCGGUGGCAUCGAAGGAUCCUACAAGGUGUCGAUCGAGGCGCUGAAGCGGCGCACAAAGUGCGCAAACUGCCAUCAGGUUGGACAUUGGCAUCGUGAAUGCCCUCGGCCCAAUCGACUUCAUGGCAAGGGCGAGAAGGAGCACGGGACCCAUCUCCUGGAGACCGGAGCUCAUGAAGCCCACUUCCUCGGCUUCGAUGACUUUCUCCGAAUCAAGAAGGCCCUUGCCGAUGAGACCGGCGACCAGAUGACGUAUGGAGGGUCCACAAGCAGUGGAUCCCGAAGGCGACCUGCCGGAUCGGCCUCCGUUUUGUCCGCAUAUAAGGAGCGACUGCCUGUUCAUGAUGUGUGGUUUCUUGAUAGCAGAUCUCAGCAGACUCCGCUGGAUGAUGAUGACACAUGUGCCACAGUUGACACAGGUUGCCAGAGAUCUGCGGUAGGUAGUGAGACGCUUCGGAAGCUGUUGGAGCAUCAGCCCCCAGGCCUUCGAACGAUAGUCAAGAACGAAGUUCACCACUUCAAAUCCAUCAACGGCAUCAGUAAGACAGACCAU